AUGGGUAAUGAAGAGCAAGAAAUCUUCAAAAAGAGAAAGGUGAACGGUCAAGAUUAUCAAAUCUCAAGAGAUGUCGAGGGACACAAGAAUGACUUCUUAGCACUUUCGUUGUCUAGUUAUUUUCCUAGUGCUAAGCCAAGCCAACUUUCAACCGGAAAUCACCACUCUCCGUCUGCAUCCCCGCCUCCUCCGUCCUCGCAUUCGUUCAAUCACCACCCAAUUGAUGGAGUCUCGCAGUCGCAUUUUCCUCCAUCCAUCGGACUACAUGUGGCUUCUAGUGUAGGGAACACGAAUCGUCAAGCUGCUGCCGCUAGUCGAGGCCCCUCCGGCCGAGUCCGUCGCAACCCGUCGCAGUCCCCCCGUGGAGGGAAGAGCGCCAUCGUGCCAGCCCCAUUUCCUUGGGCUACAACCCAACGCGCCACAGUUUACAGCCUCGGCGACCUACUAUCUAGACAAAUCUUCACCAUCUCCGGCGACGUCCAGUGCAAGAAAUGCGAAAAGAAAUACCAAAUGGAGUUUGAUUUAAAGCAAAAAUUCCUCGAAGUUUGGACAUUUAUUGCAGAAAACAAAGGCAGCAUGCACGAUAGGGCACCGGCGGUUUGGAUAAACCCUAAUUUGCCAGGGUGCAGUUCAUGUAAGCAAGAAAACUGCGUGAAACCCCUAAUUUCUAAUAAGAAAAAAUCCAUCAACUGGCUGUUUUUGCUUCUGGGACAAAUGCUGGGGUGUUGUACUCUCGAACAGCUAAAGUAUUUUUGUAAGCAUACAAGGAAUCAUCGUACUGGUGCUAAGGAUCGUGUUCUUUAUCUUACUUACCUUGGUUUGUGCAAACAGCUCGAUCCCAACGGACCUUUUGACCGUUGA
Fraxinus pennsylvanica is the source of this 861-nucleotide messenger RNA. NCBI's taxonomy places the organism in Eukaryota, Viridiplantae, Streptophyta, Magnoliopsida, Lamiales, Oleaceae. The record is from the annotation of a GenBank genome assembly.